GUCGCCGUUUUGUGUUGUUGCGGGAGUCGAUUAACUUUUACUGUUUGUGAUGAGUGUUUGUUUCUCCACUCUGCUCUGACUCGGAGGCCACCGCUCAGCAACCGCCGUCACCGCCGCCGGGAGUAGAGCGAAAAUCAGAGACAAAUGGUUUCAGUUGUAAAUUGACAUCACUCCGAGCAGCAAAGGCCAAGAACGACUCUUCCUUCGGUUCGUUUUUCGUUCGUGAUUUCGAGGUUUGAAACCUGGCAGUGAGGGAAGAAGCGAGCGAGUUUCAGUUGCUCCUCAACAACGUUAAUAGCCGAUAAAUUGACAUUGAGUGCUUUCUGGGGUUGUUAGAAAUUGCUACUGCUGCUGCACUGCACUGGAACAAGGCCUCCUUGUUGUCUCCCGCUAAGAGAAUAUAGUUAGUACUUAGCACUGAACAUAACAAGAAGGUGUGUGCCACACAGUUCGUCGUCGGAAUCGCCGGACUAAAGUGAGUGUACCCGACGAGAGAUUCUGUACUUUCUCUCCCACCGGCUAGCCUGCUUGCCUUCGUGACCUAACCGCUCGGUGUACGGCAUUUUACGACCCCAAUCGUGUGUGGUAAUUGUGUGCGAACGGAUAGUGCUAUAUGAAUAAUUAUUAAUAACUGUUACGAGUGAAAUCACGUGUGAACCCCACAGGACGAUGAUGAUUCCCCAAUUCGUCGGAUACCCCGCCGGAAUCGCUGCGUUGCACUGAGGAAACGAGCGAAAGGAAGCACAUGAAGGACAAACACCUCCAUAGAAUGUAAGGAGACCAUUCACCGGACGGCGUUCAACUGUAGAAAACAAUAGGUGACCAAAGACUUCUCUCCGAGCGACAGCCGUGGCAUCCGUUGACCGAAAUGACACAGGCUGAGGAGUUACGCGAAGUGAACCAGGUAUGCAUUACCAACACUCCAGAUCUCCACACCCAGGCUGCACAAGUUGCCGAUCGCAAGUCACCCCCGCAGCCACCAGCUGCCAACACCACAGCCACUUCCCCCGCGGCAUCCGUUGGUCAAAAUGGCGGCGAGGAUUCACCGUGGCACAGUACAAACCUUGGCAUCUUCACCUCCAACUGCUCCGCCAACAAGUGGCAUGCUCAUGUGUAUGGCAACCCACCGAAGCAUCCCACACCACACUCCAUCAUGGAUAUCCUCGGGUGGAAAGGACCCAUCAGGAAGGUCACUCCCUCCCCACCGGUUUCCGAAUCGAAUAACCACCACACGGUGCCAUACUUGUUGCAAAGCCUCAACGCGACAAAAGAAGACAACGACGACCAACCGUUGGAUUUAUGCAUUUCCAAACCAACGCCACAUCAACAGUCAACGGCUGUGGAAAGGGUAUACGAGAAGCACUUGGAAGAAGAAACCACCCAGGAAUCAGUUCGCUCCAUCAGUCGAGAACGAGCUCAUUCAACGGACGUCGAAUCGGAAAUUUACGGGUCAAAUGAGUCGCAGCAUUCGUUGAAGGAUUCCUCCUCCACGAGUGGACAUAAGAUGCCAUCGCUGCCGUCGUUAGGGGGCGCAAAGAAGAACAGCCGGACUGAAGUGCUAGAUCUCGACGACGGCGAUGAUAGUCAACUGGACGGAGGCAGCCGGAGGAAAAAGAAAGCCCGAACGACAUUUACCGGAAGGCAAAUCUUCGAGUUGGAAAAGCAAUUCGAAGUGAAGAAAUAUCUCUCAUCCAGUGAACGAACUGAAAUGGCUAAGCUGUUGAAUGUGACAGAGACGCAAGUAAAAAUCUGGUUCCAAAAUCGUCGCACCAAAUGGAAGAAACAGGACGGAGAUUCAUCGGUGACGGCGCCGGCGGCGGCGGCUGGUUCCGCCACUCAAAACAAGGAACCCAAAACGUCUAAAACUCCUUCCUCCUCACCGUUAACUCUGUCCUCUCCAACUCCAUCGUUUCCGUCAUCUUCCUACUCUCCGCGUCCUUCCACUUCGACUCCAGAAGACCGAAGCUUCCAACCCGCCAAAGUAGCCCCUAAGCAUUACACCAAGCACAGUGCCAAAGUGCGCAGGUCAAAAUCCGGCGAUCACAUCACCGAUCUCCCCCAAGAACCUCACAAGCUCGCAAAGGAUCCGAAGAAAUUCCAAAGCCCAUUGGAACCAUUCAUACUCGAUCGGACGGCGAGCCCCUCCAACGAUGUUGAGGCACGCAUUUCGGCGUCGAAAAUUUCUCUCGAUGCGAUUUGCAAUGCCACCAACUUUCUUUUGAAGCCAUCACCGCCACCUAGCAGCAGUUCCUCUCCGCAAUCCCUUCCCCUGCCGCCCCCGUUGCCGAGUGAUCGACCUUUUCCGUUAGGGGUCCAGGACAUGACCGACAUGGAAUAGUAGCUAACCACUAGGAGACAUAUCUAUGCAAUACUCAUCGUCAACCUUAUCUUCUGCAGUGUUUGUGUGCUUCACCCACCUCCUGAAUGGAAGAAAUCUAGUUACGAAUAUCCAGAAAGUCAUUUGAAAUACAAACAAAACCGCUAGUCUUAAGUCGUUUCGGAUAGUUGCAAAUCAUCAAAAACCAUUAAAGUGAGAGAUUGAUACAAUAAAUGAAAACAAUUAAAAAUAUUUGGAAAUCUUA
Ochlerotatus camptorhynchus is the source of this 2582-nucleotide messenger RNA. It is a transcript of the gene NK7.1, whose product is annotated as NK7.1. NCBI's taxonomy places the organism in Eukaryota, Metazoa, Arthropoda, Insecta, Diptera, Culicidae. The record is from RefSeq and is a predicted model, not a curated record. Gene Ontology annotation, cellular component: nucleus. Bases 869 to 2338 code for a protein of 489 amino acids. Gene Ontology annotation, molecular function: RNA polymerase II cis-regulatory region sequence-specific DNA binding; DNA-binding transcription factor activity, RNA polymerase II-specific. Gene Ontology annotation, biological process: cell differentiation; regulation of transcription by RNA polymerase II. The transcript is spliced from 5 exons.